Messenger RNA from Myxocyprinus asiaticus (Chinese sucker), 4258 nucleotides. RefSeq names its product E3 ubiquitin-protein ligase SMURF1-like. The record is from RefSeq and is a predicted model, not a curated record. The transcript is spliced from 19 exons. Gene Ontology annotation, molecular function: ubiquitin protein ligase activity; protein binding. NCBI's taxonomy places the organism in Eukaryota, Metazoa, Chordata, Actinopteri, Cypriniformes, Catostomidae. Gene Ontology annotation, biological process: ubiquitin-dependent protein catabolic process; negative regulation of BMP signaling pathway. The coding region runs from base 193 to 2418 and encodes 741 amino acids.
UGUUAGCCAGUGUUGUCAGGUCUGGAAGCUACAGGGGAUUUGUCAGACGGAAAUAAUACCGUUUUAUCGACAGGAAACACAUGCACGAGCCACAUAUUAUCGUAGCGUGCUUUUUUACGUUUUUAUAUCCGCUUGAAUCGAGCGUCUUGGGUUUAUCCUGAGAGAAAGUUCGUUGCUUAUUUUGUGGGAGUGAUGUCGAAUCCUGGGACUCGAAGGAACGGGUCAAGCAUUAAAAUCCGACUGACAGUAUUAUGUGCCAAGAAUCUGGCAAAGAAAGACUUCUUCAGGUUGCCUGAUCCUUUCGCCAAAGUGGUGGUGGACGGCUCGGGUCAAUGCCACUCUACCGACACGGUCAAAAACACAUUGGACCCCAAGUGGAAUCAGCAUUACGACCUAUAUAUUGGGAAAACAGAUUCCAUCACCAUUAGCAUCUGGAACCAUAAGAAGAUCCAUAAAAAGCAAGGUGCGGGUUUCUUAGGCUGUGUGCGGCUCCUUUCCAACGCCAUCAGCAGACUCAAAGACACAGGCUACCAGCGUUUAGACUUAUGCAAGUUGAACCCAUCUGACAGUGAUGCUGUCCGUGGACAAAUUGUUGUGAGUCUGCAGACUAGAGACAGAAUUGGCAGUGGAGGGCCAGUGGUCGACUGUAGAGGACUGGUAGAGAAUGAAGGGCCCGUCUUUGAUGAUUCUGGACCCGGACGGCCUCUCAGCUGCUUCAUGGAGGAGCCCAUGCCCUACACAGAUCCCACAGGGGCAGCUGGAGGGGGCAACUGCCAUGCACUCGAGUCACCCAAUCAGGAGCAGAGGCUUCAAGCACAACGAAUCAGAAACCAGGAUUCCCGAGGGCAUGCGCACACACCCCAAAACCGACCACAUGGACCCCAGUCCCCCGACCUCCCUGAGGGCUAUGACAGAAAGUCAGGUUUGGAACAACAUGAGGAGCAAAGGACUACCGUACAGGGCCAAGUCUAUUUUCUGCACACACAGACUGGCGUGAGCACCUGGCAUGAUCCCAGAAUACCCCGGGAUCUGAACAGUGUGAGCUGUGAGGAGCUGGGCCCUCUGCCGCCCGGCUGGGAGAUCAGGAGCACUGUGUCAGGAAGAAUUUAUUUUGUCGAUCACAAUAAUCGAACCACGCAAUUCACCGACCCCAGGUUACACCACAUCAUAAGCCAACACUCUCAGGUGAAGGAGUCGAGCCAGGCUUUGCCCUUGCAGAUGGAUGUUGGUGUGGAGGAGAGUGAUGGGGAGUUACCAGUGCGUUAUGAGAGAGAUCUAGUCCAGAAGCUCAAGGUUCUCCGCCAUGAGCUCUCCCUGCAGCAGCCUCAGGCAGGACACUGCCGUAUAGAAGUGUCCCGCGAGGAGAUCUUUGAGGAGUCUUAUAGGCAGAUCAUGAAGAUGAGACCUAAAGACCUGAAGAAACGUCUAAUGGUGAAGUUCAGAGGAGAGGAGGGGCUGGACUAUGGUGGAGUUGCUAGGGAAUGGUUAUAUCUUCUCUGCCAUGAAAUGCUGAAUCCAUACUAUGGCCUGUUUCAGUACUCAACUGAUAAUAUCUACACAUUACAGAUCAAUCCAGACUCAUCUAUCAACCCUGACCACUUGUCUUACUUCCACUUUGUUGGACGAAUUAUGGGUCUGGCUGUUUUCCACGGGCACUACAUAAAUGGAGGUUUCACGCUGCCCUUCUACAAGCAGCUCCUGGGGAAGCCCAUCCAGCUUUGUGACCUUGAGACGGUGGACCCAGAGCUGCACAAGAGCCUCGUCUGGAUCCUAGAGAAUGACAUCACAUCUGUCCUGGACCAUACAUUCUGCGUAGAACAUAAUGCUUUCGGCAAGUUCCUUCAACAUGAGCUAAAACCAAAUGGCAAGAACAUCCCAGUCACAGAGGAGAACAAGAAAGAAUAUGUCAGGUUGUAUGUCAACUGGAGAUUCAUGCGAGGCAUUGAGGCCCAGUUCCUUGCCCUGCAGAAGGGCUUCAAUGAACUCAUCCCACAGCAUCUGCUCAAGCCUUUUGACAACAAGGAACUUGAGCUGAUCAUCGGUGGUUUGGGGAAGAUUGAUCUGAACGACUGGAUGGCCAAUACACGACUGAAGCAUUGUGUGGCUGACAGUAACAUAGUGAAGUGGUUCUGGCAAGCAGUUGAAUCAUUUGAUGAGGAAAGGAGAGGCAGACUGCUACAGUUCGUCACAGGCUCCACACGUGUUCCUCUACAAGGCUUCAAAGCACUGCAAGGUUCUACAGGUUCUGCAGGACCAAGACUCUUCACUAUUCAUUUAAUUGAUGCCAACACAGAUAACCUGCCCAAAGCCCACACUUGCUUCAACCGGAUUGACAUCCCGCCUUACGAGUCAUAUGAGAAGCUCUAUGAGAAGCUCCUGACAGCUGUGGAGGAGACGUGUGGCUUUGCAGUGGAGUGAGCAAGUUUUCCUGUCCAGCCAGCCAGCAAUGGCAGCAAACCCACCAAAAAACAGCCCCACACAUCCCCCUCCCCUUUUCCAGGACAGAUAGACUGGUGUCUCCUGACAGACUUUAGCAUCACCCGCCACCCUGAAACCCUGGACUGCAAUGGAGGGGAGCAACCACCCAAGGACAGGAAUUCUUCAAAGACUAAUCCCUCAUGGUGUGAUUCAGGAAUUGUUUUCGCAUUACCAUAAAGUUCCAGAGAACUCUGAUCAACGUUUCUCCUUGUUUGUUUUUGCAAAACAAAAUCGACAAUUGUCUUUGUCACUGAAACGGUGGAUUGAUAGUUAGAGUCUCAAUACAGGUUUGUACUGCUCAGCUGCAGUAAGCAGAGCCUUACGGAGCCUGUGAUCUACAAGAAGUAGAGCUCAUAAUAAGGAAUAAUUUAAAGGGAUGGAUCACCCAAAAAUGAAGGUUCUGUCAUUUACCCAACCUAAUGCAGUUGCAAACCUGUAUGAUUUUCCAUCUUCUGUGGAGCACAAAAGGAGAUGUUAGGCAGAAUGUUAGACUGUUAGUAAAUGGUGACUGAGAUUGUUAUUCUGCCUAACAUCUCCUUUUGUGUUCCACAAGAAGAAAGUCAUAUGGUUUUGGAGCAACAUUUUUGGGUGCACUAUUUGUUUAACAUACACACAGCCUGUGAUCAUUAAACCAGUUUACCUAAAGCAAAUGUGUCUUGAAGGAACAGGAGGACAGGUGGUCUUCAUUGUCAUGCUCAGUAUGUACGCAGUGUCUCCACUUAUUUUCGUUGUUUCCUUGAUUGCAUUUCAGUGGUUGCAUUAAGUGGCUCUUGUACCGUCACCAUUCUCCAUGUUGCAGUUUUUUAACUUGAUUGCUUGAAAUGUAGUAAUGAAAUGUUUGUUUGUUUGUUUGUUAGCUUAAUGGCAAGACUUAGACCUCUUUUGGGAACUGGGAAUGUAACAGUGCCUGUGAGUUAAAGUUCCUCACCUGAUGCACAAAGAUGAUGUGCAGUGUAGAGAAGGCCAGAAAGCCCUGUCAGCAGUGUCUGCAUUAUCCCAAGUAUGUCAGUAUUUUAUUUUUUUACUUUGUUUUAUCCCGUGAGCAUUCCUCCGUUAUCAAAAAAAGAAAGUAAUGUUAAAUGAAUGGUGUUUUUAAAUGCAGAUUUUAAAGCAACUCAACUUUUCUGUCAAUUUCUUGAACAACUUUGUGUUGCAUUGUGAUCUCAUAGACCUAAACUGGACUCAUAACCUUAGUUUUUGUGUCAUACUAGUGAAGAAAUGCAAAGAGAACUGUUUUAAGGAUUGUGAAUGUUUUUAAAAAGCUCUUUUUGUCCUUAAUUUUCCCCAAAUUAAUAUUGCUGUUAUCUGACGGUGACUUAGCAUUAACUAUUUUAACUUGUCUUGACAUGGUUUCUUAUGAAAUUCACUUCUAGACUGUUGUUCACACAUCUCUGUAACCGUUGAAACCACUGCUUAGAGUAACACAAUCAAGCACUUUCACCGGCACAUGUACAAUCACCCCUCAUUUCUAUUCCACAGACAGCCAUGUGGUGUUUGUUUUCCAAUAGAGACGUGCUGAUGGCUCCACUCAGCUGUAGUGGUACAUCUUGUCCUUUGUGAUUGGCUUCAAACUCUGAAGUACGGGAGGUGAUUAAUUCCAGGUUAGGUUCAGGUUUUUUUUUCUAGUUAAAGUACAGGGAGGCAUUUCAGAUUUCAUUAUGUAGUCCUUGAUGUGCAUGGCAUCAGAUUAUUCUUUGUAAAUGUAAAGAAUGAGCCAACCUCAGUGUUUCUUCAACCACUUUUUAUCUUAAUCCUUUUUUUUUUUUUUUUUUUUUUUUAA